Purpureocillium takamizusanense is the source of this 1837-nucleotide messenger RNA. RefSeq names its product Rab proteins geranylgeranyltransferase component A (gene MRS6). NCBI's taxonomy places the organism in Eukaryota, Fungi, Ascomycota, Sordariomycetes, Hypocreales, Ophiocordycipitaceae. The transcript has 3 exons. Gene Ontology annotation, biological process: small GTPase-mediated signal transduction; vesicle-mediated transport; protein geranylgeranylation. Gene Ontology annotation, molecular function: GDP-dissociation inhibitor activity. Gene Ontology annotation, cellular component: cytoplasm; nucleus; cytosol. Bases 568 to 1659 code for a protein of 363 amino acids. The record is from RefSeq and is a predicted model, not a curated record.
UGACACUAACAAUUUCGCAACGCCCCCACUAAUCAAGGUCACGACCGUCGGGUGUGCAAAAACAAGCUCUCCGAGUUGCAGGCAAAAACCUUCGCCUUUUUCCCUUUUCCUCUUCCCCAUCCCCUCACAUCUACCACCAUGGAAUCCCUCUCAGACACAAAGUGGGAUGUAGUGAUCAGUGGCACUGGGCUACCACAGGCCCUUCUCGCCCUGCUCGCACGCUGAAGAGCUCUGUCACGAUCCGGGAAGAGCAUACUCCAUGUCGACCCCAACGACUACUAUGGCGGCUCCGAGGCCGCCUUGAGUCUGCAAGAGGCCGACGAGUGGGUCGAGAGAUACGCAUCGGAGGUUGCGGAUGGCGCGUUCGCAGGCGCGCAAGUGAACAAGGCCGAGGACGGACUGUCCUUUCCUCGCGCCUACAGCCUGGCACUUGCGCCCCAGCUCAUCCAUGCGCGGUCCGAACUCCUCUCGCAGCUGGUAUCCUCCAAAGCCUUUCGUCAGAUUGAGUUUCUGGCGGUUGGGUCGUUCUUCAUCUACCGACCAUCUACCGACUCAGCGACGCCCGCGAUGCUGAAUCGAAUACCAUCUACCCGAGAGGAUGUUUUCGCCAACAAAACGAUUCCCACUCGCUCAAAACGUUCUCUGAUGAAGUUUCUCAAGUUCGUCCUCGAUUUUGAGUCGGAGCCGCACGCCCAGCUUUGGAAGCCAAAGGCUAAGGAUGACCUGGCGGCCUUCCUCGAGUCCGAGUUCAAACUUGACCACGACCUCCGAUCCUACGUCCUCACGCUCACACUCAGCUUGGAUGGGAGGGUAACAGUGGCCGAUGGCUUGACCUUGAUCAACAGACACUUGACCUCGAUGGGAGUGUUUGGCACUGGCUUCGCUGCGGUCUACCCAAAGUGGGGAGGGCUCUCCGAGAUCGCCCAAGUGGGUUGCCGGGCCGCCGCAGUCGGCGGCGCUGUGUACAUGCUUGGCACAGGCAUCUCUGAGGCGCGGGUCGUGCCAGCAGCGCAAGGGUCAGGCGGCGAAGAAAUCGAGGUCAAACUGACAAACGACGUGGUGGUCAAGUCACGAAUACUUGUUCAAGACUGGGCAAACCUCGCAGCGGGUUGCACCAGCCAGUGUCGCCUCACAGCUGUCGUGGAAUCGAGCAUGCCAGCCAUGUUCGAAACUAUCGCUGAAGGUACCCCCACGCCCUGCGUCUCAAUCGUGGCGUUCCCUCCAGGAUCCCUCACGAGGUCCGAUGGUACCGUCUCGGAUCACCCCGUAUACGCAUCGGUGCACUCAAGUGACACUGGGGAGUGCCCUAGUGGACAAAGUAUUGUUUAUCUCAGCACCAUCUCCGGCCCUACUUCAAAGGAUUUGCUUGAACUCGCGCUCUCAUCGUUCCUUCGGGCCCUCUCUCCGGACCAAGAUCAACCCAAAUGCUUGUACCGGCUCAGCUAUGAGCAGCGAGGCGGCACGGGUGCUUUCGACGUAGACAAGGUGACUGGCUUAUUCAGCCCACACCCGCCGCAUCUCGCGUUCGACGAUGCUCUCCUUAUACCUGUCAGAAAGGCCUGGGAUAUGGUCAUGGGGGAUAGUGCUGGUGACGUAGAGUACAUGCAGUUCGAGGACCGUGAGGGUGCUGUCGAUGACGAUGAUGCAUUUGCUGCGUGAGUGGAAGGAUCCACAGGCAGUGUACGAAUUAUGAAUGGAUCAUGCUCGAUGUCAAUAUCUCGACGUUUUUGUAUAAAUAUAAUUUGGCGUGUCUGACUGAGCGCAGAUGUUCUUCUCUGGCGGUCGUCUUUUGUCAACUUCAAAUCCUGGGGCCUUUCCCCGGUAGACGUUUCAACCG